UUCAAGAUGGCGGGCCUAAAUGUAUGUUUAAAGUCUUGUCGUGCCAUUAGACAAAUCAAUUUUAUAGGGGCUUCAGACAGGUUUGUAGCGAUAAAUUUAAGAUCAUCGUGCUUUCAUACAACAAGUUUAGUUGCCAGAGGAAAAAGAAAGGUAAAAGUAAUCAAACCUCCAAAAUUAAUCAAGAUGAAAGAAGAUGGCGCUACUGAAGACGAACUGCAAGCCUUCAUCGAUAUGAGAGCUGCAAAAAGGAAAGCAACGGCUGACUACAAAGCAAAAAUAGAAGACGUUGCGGAAUAUUUCAGGCAACAAUAUAGGGUAGAGGAAGAGAGGAAGAAAGACAUAGAGGGUGAGCAAAUGAAAAGGGAAGCAGAAGAAAAAGAAGAGGAGGCCAAAAACAUUGCAUUUAUAUUGAAAAAUAACGAAGAACUCAAGCGGGAAAGAGAGCUAAGAAACCUUAUUCAAGCUGAAAGGAAGCAGAAGGAAGAAGAAAUGCAAGCCUUAGAACAGAUGGAGCAAGAUCAAUUGAUGUUUGAAAAGAGAAGGGCUCUUGUUCUCCAAGCAAUUGAGGAAAGUAAAGACUUUGUGACCAAAGAAAACCUUGAUGAAAAGAUUGCAUAUGCUUUAGAAAAUGAAGUCAACUAUAAUUUUGCUUUAACACCUAAUGGCAAGAAAUUAUACUCAACAAAACCACCUGGAAAUUUUGAACAUCAUCAAUGGAAAGGUGCGAGCCCAGCAGCAUAUCAAAUCUCUGGUCAUCGUUUUGGAGAAUGGGACUUUCUGUUUGAAAAGAAAUAUGCUACAACUGUUGAAAAAGAAACUGUUAAUGAAGAACUUAAAAAUGAAACUGUAGAUGGUUCUGAAGGAGAUGUAGAAAGCAAUAACAUUACCAAUAACAUUACCGAAAAUAAAACAACCUGA
Messenger RNA from Rhopilema esculentum, 918 nucleotides. RefSeq lists its product as uncharacterized. Gene Ontology annotation, cellular component: mitochondrial small ribosomal subunit. Lineage: Eukaryota; Metazoa; Cnidaria; Scyphozoa; Rhizostomeae; Rhizostomatidae. The record is from RefSeq and is a predicted model, not a curated record.